CUUGAAUAUAUUCAUAAUAAUGAAUUUAUACAUCGAGAUUUCCAUAGCGGGAAUAUAUUAUUAGAUAUAUUUGAAUGGAAAAUUGGGGAUCUGGGAUUAUCACAAUCUGUAAAUAAUGAAUCAUCAAAUAAUGAAAUAUAUGGAGUUAUACCUUAUAUUGCACCAGAAAUAUUUAAAGGGUCUACAUUUUCUAAAGAAGCUGAUAUUUAUAGUUUUGAACGUCCCAAAAUUACAGAAGAUACACCAGAAUGUUAUGCUAAUCUAAUGAAAAGUUGUUGGGAUCCUGAUCCAAAAAAAAGACCACCAAUAAAAGAAAUUCAUGUAACUCUUUGUAGUUGGUUUUUUAAAAAAGAAUUUGUUCAAGCUGAAGAAAAAAGAAAUAAACUGAUAAAAUCAAAGAAGAUUGGUCCUGAAUUUGCUGAAAAAUAUCACUCAAAAGCCAUUUAUACAAGUAGGCCAUUAAGUGCUUUAAUUUCUAAAUGUUUAUCCACAAAUUCAUCAUCAACAAUUUCAUUUGGUAAUAAUCAAGAUUAUAAUUAUAAUUAUAUUUCGAAAGAAAAAGAUCUUGAUAUAGACAUUGAAAGUUUAUCAUCGCAAAAUUUAACAAUUCAAAAUUCUUCACCCUCACUAAGAAAACGAAACAAUGAAGAAUUAAACCUUGAUACAUAUGAUAAUAGUGAAUAUUUAAAGUAGGAAAACGUAUUAAAACUAGUUAAUAUUCGUUGUAU
Rhizophagus irregularis DAOM 181602=DAOM 197198 is the source of this 728-nucleotide messenger RNA. Lineage: Eukaryota; Fungi; Glomeromycota; Glomeromycetes; Glomerales; Glomeraceae. The record is from RefSeq and is a predicted model, not a curated record.